CCAAAGCCACUCCGUUAUUUUUUCUUCAAGCAAUAUCGUUUACUAUUCUAAGAAACAUUUUAGGAGAGAAUGGCAAUGGCAGCUUCGGAAGCGCCACUAGCGAAGAUUGACAUAGCUGUUCCCUCAAGACUGAAGCUGUCCGUUACCGAGGGACCUUGCAAGGGGCAAGUAAUUGAGUCAACUAGUUUCAACAGCCUAUGCCUAACCGUCGGCAGAAUCGCUAAGCGGGCAAAGAUUUACCUCAAGGACAAGGCCAUCUCCGAGAAGCAUGCGGAGAUGGCUUGGGAUGGGCAAAAGGGAGCUUGGCUGCUGAGGGAUACGGACAGCUCCAACGGGACACGGCUCAACCACGCUUCCCUGGAGCCCUUCUUCGCACAUCCACUCAAGUCCGGGGACUUCAUCAAAUUUGGCACGGAUACAGUUGCCGAAGUAACAAUUGAGCCGCGGUCGCUGUGUGACGCGACGGUGGAGGAGCUGCUUCGGGCGUUCUUCGAGACGCGCUGCCAGGAGCUGGAGGAGGAGACCACCCAGGCGCCCCGCGACAUGCUGCAGCGGUGCCAGGAGGCGUUCAGCGCCCUCCUCGCGCCGCCGCAGCAGGCCUAGCAGCAGCGGCAGCAAGGCGUGGCGGCAGCAACCAGCGCUGUUGCUGCUGGGAGCAUGGAAGCAGAGAGGAGUUCGGAGCAUGUGGAGGCCUAGCUCAUUUGGAGGGGCCGAUGCAUUUGUGCAGGAGCGCCGCUGUUUCGGCAUUUGGGUGUGGGGUGCAUGGUACGACAUUUGAACGAGGGCUGUACUGCGUGUGGUUAGAAAACUGGCCGCGAGUCGGAAUGUGCUGUGCCCACUGAGUCGCUGAACUGGCGGGUGAUGGUCAUCUAGCGGCCGCCCCCACCUCAGGGUCCCGCCUGCAGCAAUGCCCGGCCAUGCCCGGGAUCCCUGUAUGGUGUUUAGGCAGAGCCGUAUCUCAGUGUGUUGAUUCGCCCGGGAGGCCUUAAUAGAUACCGGUACGGUAUUCCGCACUGAUGUUUGGCAGCGGGGAGGGAAGCAGGGAACACUGUUGCAAGUGUGGUGGUGUUCGUUAGUGGGUGGCUACACACGGGUAGAGAUGCAGGUGCUGCAUGGACACCCGAAACGUUUCGGGACGCGGGCAAUGGCGUGAGACAGCAGGAGGACGUAUUUAAUCCAGCC
Molecule: messenger RNA, 1182 nt
Organism: Astrephomene gubernaculifera
Lineage: Eukaryota; Viridiplantae; Chlorophyta; Chlorophyceae; Chlamydomonadales; Astrephomenaceae
Source: the annotation of a GenBank genome assembly